Messenger RNA from Drosophila virilis, 2399 nucleotides. RefSeq lists its product as uncharacterized. The record is from RefSeq and is a predicted model, not a curated record. Lineage: Eukaryota; Metazoa; Arthropoda; Insecta; Diptera; Drosophilidae.
AGUUGCUGCUCAACGCUGCUCGCAAACGGUUCAGUUCAGCAAAUCUUUGAAAGCUGCCACGCCCCGCCGAGAAGCACUCGAUCGAACUACAGAGUUCGCCUUCGUAUCGGUAUCAUUGUACGUAGCGCAUCCCAGAGACCGGUCCGUCACGUAUACGUCGUGCCGUUCCCGUUCCCGUUGUCGUUGUGAUUGUCGCUGUUGUUGGCAUGGUCUAAAGUUCAAAGCCCACUGUUGAUCCUUAACAAACUGGUAAAAGUUGCUGGCACUCAACUUGAGCUGGCCCAAGAGGCAGCAAGAGCAGCCUUGAAGGAAAGGAGGAGGAGACAGAAGAAGAACGGCGAGCGAACAAACCCAAACAACAUUGGCAACAACAGAGCCAGAGAAGAAGAAGAGCAACAACAACAACAACAACAACUUUAGUGCAUUUGAAUAUCAUUGCGGCCAUAGCCCGAGGGGCAAUCAAUUGGAGGCAGAGUUGUAAUGGUGCACUGGCGUGUGGCUUUUGAGAGCGGCUGCGAGGAUCACAAUCUCUGGCUCAGCCAGGAGCGAUACGAGUACACGCAGAGCCAGCACAGAUAGAAUUUAACGGUAAACGCCGCCAUACAUUAUAUCCGCAUACGCAUACGUAUACGCAUUCGCAUCCGUGGGAUUACCAAAAGGUGCAUUCAACUUGCCACAAAGCGCAUUCGCAGGCGCUGAACAUAUGCCAACGAUCUCGAUCUCAGCUACAGCAACAACAGAAUAACAACAAUUUAAAUAAAACCACAAAAGAAUCAAAACAUUUCGCACAUAAAAAAACGAAAACAAAAAACAACAAAAAACGCGCGUGCAAAAUUUUGCGUUGAAAAACUGUUUAAAGUUUUCGAUUGGUUCUUGUUAUUAUUUUUCUUAAGUGUUGUGUUUUUUUUUUGUUGUUUUGUUUAAUGGUGUUCUCCUAACUGUAAAUGUGAAAACAGAAACGAAAACCAAAACGAAGCAGCGCACGAGAGAAAGCCAAACCAAAAAAAACACGAAAAGUAAGCGUCAAAAGGAGCAAAAGGAGAACUAGAACUUGAGAUAGACAGAGAGGGAGCGCGCCAGACGGACGGACGGAGACCACAACAAUUUCAUCAUGGUGCUACAGAACCACAACACCGUGGUGGCCCGCUCCACGCUGACGCCGAACAGCAGCAACCAGAACUUCGGCUCUCACUCGCAGCAUGGCGGGCAGACAGUGGGCGGAGGACGUAGCCCAGUCAAUGCCGGGCCAGGUAACCAGCGUCCGAUUGUGGAUCUGCUUGUGGCCAUGGUGGCAGUGCCGGUUCUGAUACUGUGCGCCCUGCAGCUGGAAAAGAAUCUGCAUGACAUGCACGACAGUCCCGAGUCCCGCUGGCUGGUCUUUGCCCUCGGGAUCGGCAUGCUGGUGAUUAGCGUGAUCAUCUGCGGCUAUGUGACACAUCGCAUGGGCGUCUGCAUUUGGGCCGGGCCCAUCGACGAGGCGGGCAAUCGUGCCGGCAAUGGCGCACUGCAUCACAUCAACUCCCAGAAUGAUGUGCUACGCAUUGUGGACUCCUUGCCGCCGAGCUAUGACAGUGUGGUGAAGUGUGAUCUGCCCCCGCCGCCUUACGACUGUGUGGUGAUCGAUGUGGAGCAGCACAAGGACAUGCAGCCGCAGACAUCCGCCAAGGAUGAGCGCCUCUCUCAGGCGGCAGCCGGUGCCAUUUCUGUUGCCAUGCCAGGUGCAACGCUGCACAUCUGAACGGAUUGGUGGCACCAGAGAGCUGAUGCGACCAGAGAGCUGAUGCGACCACAAAAGAAGAAGAGGAGAGAGAAACAAAGAGAUUUUUCGCUUGUGGCAUUGAAAUUGACUAGAAAUGGAAUUUGUACUUCAACUACACUACGCUAACGCCAUCUAUCGGUGGCCUCUGGCUAUUGGCUAACCAAAUGGCGUUGUAUUUACUUCGAUUUAAGAUCUUAGAGUAUUGUAUAUCCGUGUACAUAUAUGUACUUUAUUUUUUUUUUUUUUUUUUUUUUUUUACUUGGUCUAUGCAGCAUUGUAAAUAUUCCUAAACAGCAUCUAGUCCAAAAUUGUACAUAACCUAAAACACAAAAAAAAAACAAGAACUAGGGAUCUAGAGAAAUGCGAAAUACAUUUUGUAUUUACUAGUUAUUUAAAUGCCGAGAUUGUAAUGGGAGGAAGGGGGCGACAGAUGGCAGGGGGGUUGCAUAGUUGCAUAGCAGUUAUCAAUUACCACAUAGUCUGUAGUUUUAUAAUUUAUAUACUUAAAAACAUACUAAAUAUAUACAAUUACCUAUGCACAUGAAUAUGUAUGUGCCUAUCGAGAAUUUGUACGCAUUACUUAUUGAAAAAGUUUACUUUUUAGCUAAUUUCCAAAAUAAAGAAUUCCUAUUAAUAUUAA